Messenger RNA from Helianthus annuus (common sunflower), 978 nucleotides. RefSeq names its product zinc finger BED domain-containing protein RICESLEEPER 1-like. The record is from RefSeq and is a predicted model, not a curated record. Lineage: Eukaryota; Viridiplantae; Streptophyta; Magnoliopsida; Asterales; Asteraceae. The transcript has 3 exons. The coding region runs from base 1 to 978 and encodes 325 amino acids. Gene Ontology annotation, molecular function: DNA binding; protein dimerization activity.
AUGUUGUCUACGACUUUGGAGUUUAAAGAAGUUUUUGAGAAUUAUGCCGAUCGAGAAAGUACAUACACCAAAUUACCAAGUGGUGAUGAUUGGAAAAAAUGUAAAGAUGUUUGCUUAUUCUUGUCACUUUUCAAUGAGGCUACCAAAAUAAUUUCAGGUUCUGAGUAUCCAACUUCUAAUUUAUUUCUCAUUGAGUUAUACGUUAUAAAGAAUGCAUUGGAUACUGUAGCUCUGGAGGAGAAUGAUUGCAUGCGAUCUAUGGCAUGUAAAAUGAAAGAAAAAUUUGACAAAUACUGGGGCUCUACUAAUCUGUUGAUUUCUCUGGGUGUUGUUAUGGAUCCAAGAUAUAAAAUGGAACUAAUUAAAUUAUCUUUCAAUACAAUUUAUUCUCUGGAGGAGGCUAAAGAAGAAGUACAAGUUGUUAAUGACAUUUUAGAGGAUUUGUUUAAUGAGUAUAUUGAGGCACAUAAGGAAUCGAAUGUUGUUCGAACUGGUGGUGCAACUACUGGGAGUGGAAGCGAGAUCAGAGCUGGUUCUUCUAAGAGUUCAUCAAGCUUCAUGACUUCUCGAUUUGGUGAUGGUUUGAAAUCAGGUAGCGCUAUGUAUGCUCAACAUAUUAAAAGUCUUGAUACUGUUGAACGUGUAAAGUCAGAGUUAGCCACUUAUUUACAGGAAGGAGUGUACAUUUCUGAGACAGGUGCAAGUUUUGAUGUUUUGGGAUGGUGGAAAGAGAAUAGACUUAAGUAUAGAAUUUUGUCCAAAAUGGCAGCUGAUAUCCUAUAUGUUCCAAUAACAACUGUUGCUUCUAAAUCGGCUUUCAGCGCUGGUGGCAGGGUUGUUGAGCCACAUCGUUCUUGUUUAGGAACAGAGAUGGUUGAUAUGCUUGUUUGUGGAGCUGAUUGGUAUCGUCAUUACUAUGGACUACAUAAAAAGAAAAUCAAGGAAAAUGACGAUAUUACAUACAUUGAGCUUGAAUGA